GUCACUACUGUGCGCCGGAAACCUGUUUUCACAGCUCUUCCCUCAGUUUCUGCAUCUUCUCGGGUGCCACCCUAAAGUCCCGGGGUAUGAGCCGGAAGAGACAUCGCCUGGUCCCGGAGACUUUUGCAUUGAAAAAACGGCGGGAGCGAGGGCCAGUAGAAGCGGAUCCUUUGAGGGGCGAGUCAGGGUCUGCGCGCGCGGCGGUUGAGGAGCUAGUGCAGCUGUUCCCUAGAGGUCUGUUCGAGGAUGCGCUGCCGCCCAUCGCGCUGAGGAGCCAAGUCUACAGCCUCCUGCCGGACCGGACCGUGGCUGACCGGCAGCUGAAGGAGCUUCAAGAGCAGGGAGAAAUCAGAAUCAUCCAGCUGGGCUUUGACUUGGAUGCCCAUGGAAUUGUCUUCACUGAGGACUACAGGACCAGAGUCCUCAAGGCCUGUGAUGGCCGACCAUAUGCUGGGGCAGUACAGAAGUUUCUGGCCUCAGUGCUUCCAGCUUGUGGGGAUCUUAGUUUCCAGCAGGAACAAAUGACACAGACCUUUGGCUUCAGGGAUCCAGAGAUCACGCACCUGGUAAAGGCUGGAGUCUUCACUGUCCGUGAUGCUGGGAGCUGGUGGCUAGCUGUACCUGGAGCUGGAAGAUUCAUCAAGUACUUUGUUAAAGGACGCCAGGCGGUCCUUGGCAUGGUCCGAAAGGCCAAGUACCGGGAGCUUCUCCUGUCAGAGCUCUUGAGUCGGCGGGCACCUGCCACAGUGCGACUUGGCCUCUCAUACCAUGUACAUGACCUCAUUGGAGCCCAGCUAGUGGACUGUGUCUCCACCACUUCUGGAACCAUCCUUCGCCUGCCAGAAACGUGAGGAUUCUGCGUGUUUUUGCUUACCUCUCAGAGCGGGCUAGAGGGUCCUGGGGAUUCUGCCCAGCAAUGACUGAUCCAUGGUCACCUUGGGAAGGCCUGAGAGCCAUGAUGAAUGCUGGGUUUGUGCAUGCUGCUGCAAGCCUGGGUUCUUUCUUGUGGUGGGCUUUAGGCAAUGUUUCUCUGCCCUUCCAUGAAUCUGGAGCCAGAAACUGUGCCAGGGCCACCUUGUCCACUGCCUGUCGUAAAAGAAGGUGCUGUUUUUCUGUGUUGGGACCGGAAGGUGGGGAGGCUGGGGAAAGAGACAAGGUCCUGUGCUCUAUAUGUUGGAUUGAAAUUGCCAAAUAAAAGACUUCUGCUUUCUGAUA
Molecule: messenger RNA, 1215 nt
Organism: Sciurus carolinensis (gray squirrel)
Lineage: Eukaryota; Metazoa; Chordata; Mammalia; Rodentia; Sciuridae
Gene: Whr1
Product: serine/threonine kinase 19
Exons: 7
Coding region: 87-851 (254 amino acids)
Biological process (GO): positive regulation of Ras protein signal transduction; protein phosphorylation
Molecular function (GO): protein serine/threonine kinase activity
Source: RefSeq, a predicted model, not a curated record